AUGUAUCGGUUACAGUUUUAUUUAAUAUAUUUUUCAUUAAUACUUCUCGGUUCUAUUGAGACCUUGCAAAAGGCAAAAAAUAAUGGCGACACAUAUAUUGUGGCUGAAGAGACUUUUCUUAAGGAUAUUAAGCAAAGUACGGAAGCCGCUCUAUUGAGUACUACCAGCACCAGUUCAUCAGAAAAGUCUAAUAUGAUUAAUUUGGAUGAUAUGAUUUCGACUUGCAAUACUAGUUUUUACAUACCAAUGCAAUAUUAUGUGAAAUUUAAUAGGACGGGUGAAUUGCCAGAUCUGGUGGAUAAAACGGGCAUGUGUUUUAUACGUUGCGUAUUUGAAAAAUCUGGUUUUAUCGAAAAUUGGAAGUUAAAUGCUGAGAAAAUACGUGCAAAUAUUUGGCCAGCCACGGGUGAUUCCAUAGAAGUUUGUGAGAAAGAAGGAGCUAAAGAGAAUAAUGCCUGUGUACGGACCUACGCGAUUGCUAAGUGCUUGACAUUACGAUCAUUGGUCGAUGCUAGAAAUAACCCAGUUUGA
Molecule: messenger RNA, 531 nt
Organism: Calliphora vicina (urban bluebottle blowfly)
Lineage: Eukaryota; Metazoa; Arthropoda; Insecta; Diptera; Calliphoridae
Gene: Obp84a
Product: Odorant-binding protein 84a
Exons: 4
Coding region: 1-531 (176 amino acids)
Molecular function (GO): odorant binding
Source: RefSeq, a predicted model, not a curated record